UCUACUGGAUAAACUCCCAAUCAAAAUGGACACUUUGGACUUUUCACUUCCCUCACCAGUGUUUGAGUCCUGGGAAAGAUUUUCUCCCUGUCUUUGCUUUCCCUAUGUUCUCUUUGUCCCAGCAGCAGCAACAGAUGAUCAACUCCAAUUUUCGCGAACCCUAAACCAAAAUGGCACUUUUCUUUGUUCUGUUUCUAUUAGCCUCUUCAUUGACUCAAGGGUAUGCUCAAUUUCAACUCAAAAACGAAGCUUUUAUAUCCCUGUUGAUUACCCAAAAUGGCCUUGACUUUAUGAAGGAGUUGCUGGUGAACAAGGCGAUUUCCUCACUGGCCUCACUUGGAUUGCCGAAUAUUGAAAAGACUGUGAAAAUCCCAGUAGUGGGUAGUGUCUACAUGGUGCUCUCUAACAUCUCAAGUUAUCAUAUUGAUGUUCCUUCCUCGCAUGUCAAGCCAGGGGAGACUGGAAUUUCCAUAAUAGCUUCUGGGGUUACUUGUAAUUUGAGCAUCAAUUGGUAUUACUCUUAUAGUACAUGGUUUGUGCCUGUUAAGACAUCUGACAGAGAUAGGGCAGAAGUUCAGGCAUGAAAUUGAUCCUUUAUUUUUUUUUUAUU
Messenger RNA from Glycine soja, 610 nucleotides. Its product is annotated as putative BPI/LBP family protein At1g04970. The record is from RefSeq and is a predicted model, not a curated record. Gene Ontology annotation, molecular function: lipid binding. NCBI's taxonomy places the organism in Eukaryota, Viridiplantae, Streptophyta, Magnoliopsida, Fabales, Fabaceae. The transcript has a single exon. The coding region runs from base 171 to 584 and encodes 137 amino acids.